Corylus avellana is the source of this 1694-nucleotide messenger RNA. RefSeq names its product Xanthine/uracil permease family protein. Gene Ontology annotation, molecular function: transmembrane transporter activity. Gene Ontology annotation, biological process: transmembrane transport. Gene Ontology annotation, cellular component: membrane. The record is from RefSeq and is a predicted model, not a curated record. Lineage: Eukaryota; Viridiplantae; Streptophyta; Magnoliopsida; Fagales; Betulaceae.
AUGGCCCAAGCUGGCGGCAGCAACAGUGGCAAUAGUGCCGGUGGCAACAAAAAGCCUGAAGAGGUGCAGCCACACCCGGUGAAGGAGCAGCUACCUGGCAUUCAGUAUUGCGUUAACAGCCCUCCUCCGUGGCCGGAAGCUGUUGCGCUGGGAUUCCAGCAUUAUGUUUUGACUCUUGGCAUUACCAGUUUGAUUCCAAGUCUCAUUGUUCCUCAAAUGGGAGGUGAUGAUGGUGAGAAGGCAAGAGUGAUACAGACCUUACUUUUCGUUUCCGGAUUGAACACACUCUUGCAGUCUUUAUUUGGGACCCGACUUCCAGCUGUAGUUGCAGGCUCAUACUCAUAUGUUAUACCCACAACUUCAAUUGUACUAGCACGCAGAUAUCAAGGACUCGCAGAUCCUCAUGAGAGGUUCAUAGAGACUAUGAGAGGGAUUCAAGGUGCUCUAAUUGUUGCUGCAGGUUUCCAGAUGCUUAUGGGGUUUCUAGGCAUUUGGAGGAAUGCUGUAAGGUUUCUUAGCCCCCUUUCCGUCGUUCCAUAUGUAACUUUUACGGGGUUUGGGCUGUAUCAUCUCGGUUUCCCCAUGGUGGCAAAAUGUGUUGAAGUUGGGCUUCCAGGAUUACUUGUUAUGGUUUUCAUCUCACAGUAUCUUCCUCAAUUGCUGAAACCAGAGAAGCCAAUAUGGGAUCGAUUUGCAGUGCUUUUCUCAGUUGGAAUUGCAUGGUUAUAUGCACAACUUCUCACUUCAAGUGGUGUGUACAGCAACAAACCUGCAACGACUGAGAUUAGUUGCCGCACAGAUCGUACUGGACUCUUCACUGCAGCUCCUUGGAUAUAUAUUCCUUAUCCGUUUCAAUGGGGAAGGCCCACAUUUCAUGCCGGAGAAGCUUUUGCAAUGAUAGCCGCUUCUUUUGUUUCACUUUUUGAGUCUACCGGUACAUUUUUCGCAACAGCAAGAUAUGGCAGCGCCACACCUGUGCCGCCUUCUGUCAUUAGCCGUGGCGCUGGCUGGCUGGGAAUAGGAGCUUUGCUCAAUGGCAUGUUUGGCGCUGUUACUGGCGCUUCUGCAUCAGUGGAAAAUGCUGGUCUAUUGGCAUUGACUAGAGUUGGAAGUCGAAGAGUCAUCCAAAUAUCAGCAGGAUUCAUGCUUUUCUUCUCUGUAUUUGGAAAAUUUGGAGCAAUUUUUGCCUCCAUACCACUACCAAUUGUAGCAGCUCUGUACUGUGUGUUCUUCGGCUAUGUUUCUUCUGCCGGCUUUGGUUUUCUCCAAUUCUGUAACCUGAACAGUUUCAGAACAAAAUUUAUCUUGGGAUUUUCAUUCUUCAUGGGCAUUUCAGUGCCACAGUACUUCAGAGAAUAUUAUCAUGGAGGUUUAAGGUCUGGACUCGUUCGCACCAGCUCUGGAUGGUUUGAAGAUAUAGUGAUUGUCAUCUUCAUGUCCCAUACAACGGUGGCUGCACUUGUUGCUUUGAUUUUGGAUUGCUCGCUCUCUCGUGAAACUGACUCCACUAGAAAAGACACUGGCUUGCAUUGGUGGGAGAAGUUCAGUAUAUAUGGUUCAGAUGUUAGAACUGAUGAAUUCUAUGGACUGCCAUGCCGGCUCAAUAACCUUUUCCCCGCCCUCUAAGCCAUUUACUGCUACGGUUCUUGUCUUCCACUGAUCACCAUGAAAGAGGGAAACGAAAAUGCUCUUCA